Messenger RNA from Hypoxylon trugodes, 906 nucleotides. RefSeq names its product 60S ribosomal protein L5. Gene Ontology annotation, cellular component: ribosome; cytosolic large ribosomal subunit. Gene Ontology annotation, molecular function: 5S rRNA binding; structural constituent of ribosome. The transcript has 3 exons. NCBI's taxonomy places the organism in Eukaryota, Fungi, Ascomycota, Sordariomycetes, Xylariales, Hypoxylaceae. Gene Ontology annotation, biological process: ribosomal large subunit assembly; translation. The coding region runs from base 1 to 906 and encodes 301 amino acids. The record is from RefSeq and is a predicted model, not a curated record.
AUGGCGUUCAACAAGGUGGUCAAGAGCAGCUCUUACUACAGCCGCUUCCAAACAAAGUACAAGCGCCGUCGUGAGGGUAAGACCGACUACUACGCCCGCAAGCGUCUCAUCACCCAGGCCAAGAACAAGUACAACGCCCCCAAGUACCGCCUGGUCGUCCGCUUCACCAACCGCGACAUCAUCACCCAGAUUGUCACCUCCGAGAUUGCUGGUGACAAGGUUUUCGCUGCCGCCUACUCCCACGAGCUCAAGGCCUACGGCAUCGAGCACGGUCUUACCAACUGGGCUGCUGCCUACGCCACCGGUCUUCUUCUCGCCCGCCGUGUCCUGAAGAAGCUUGGUCUUGACGAGACCUUCACUGGUGUUGAGGAGCCCGAUGGAGAGUACACCUUGACUGAGGCUGCCGAGGAGGAUGGUGAGGAGCGACGACCCUUCAAGGCCUUCCUUGAUGUCGGUCUUGCCCGUACCUCCACUGGUGCCCGUGUCUUCGGUGUCAUGAAGGGUGCUUCCGACGGUGGUAUCCUCGUUCCCCACUCCGAGAACCGAUUCCCCGGUUUCGACAUGGAGUCUGAGGAACUUGACGCCGAGACCCUGAAGAAGUACAUCUACGGUGGUCACGUUGCCGAGUACAUGGAGACUCUCGCCGACGACGAUGAGGAGCGAUACAAGUCCCAGUUCCAGAAGUACCUCGACGACGACAUCGAGGCUGACGGUCUUGAGGAUCUCUAUACUGAGGCCCACGCCGCCAUCCGUGAGGACCCCUUCAAGAAGGCUGAGAGCGACGCCCCCAAGAAGACCAAGGAGGAGUGGAAGGCAGAGUCCAAGAAGUACAGGGCAGCUAAGUCCACCAAGGCCGAGAAGGAGGAGAGAGUUAAGGCUAAGAUUGCCGAGCUCCGCGAGGAAUAA